AUGUUCUUUUCGAAGUCUACUUUCGUCCUCUCAUUCCUGGCACUGGGCAACAUUGUCGCUGCUGCGCAGACACCUGCCUGCCUUCUCUCGGUUGUAGGGGCUGAGAAGAAUCCCGCCGACCUCAAGGCUGUCUGUGUUACCAAUGGCGAUGAUGUACAGAAAAAGAUCGCGAACACUUGUGGUGAUAGUGAGCAGGCAGCCCUGUCGUGGUUUGCUGAUACCUGCGACGCUGCAGGCUACAAAGUUGAUAUCAAAUCCUCUACCACUACCUCUGAGUCCGCUACCGGAACUUCCACUAAGGGCUCGGCAUCUAACACCGGUUUCGUUACUGCUACUGCGACUGGCUCUUCUAGCUCUGGGGAGAACAAGUCCGGAACUUCUAGCUCCAGUGCUACGUCGACUUCCCAGACAGUCUCAGCUGGCUCGUCUGAUCGACAGGUCUCCGCAGCAGCCUUUGCGGCUGUCGUCUUCUUCGGCUUUGCUGCAACCCUGUAG
Aspergillus fumigatus Af293 is the source of this 495-nucleotide messenger RNA. RefSeq names its product putative GPI anchored cell wall protein. The record is from RefSeq and is a predicted model, not a curated record. NCBI's taxonomy places the organism in Eukaryota, Fungi, Ascomycota, Eurotiomycetes, Eurotiales, Aspergillaceae.